GCUGGGUCUGAUUUGGAUGAUGGCCACAGGGUGGCGCUAUCGUUAUGUUCACUGGCUGCUUGUCUCGAUUUGAUUGAACAUCAAGUGAGUCAUCACAACUGAAGAGCACCAUCUUUAUCAUGGGGCGCCGGGGAAUUCUUCCGGACCGCCCACCGGUAAACCAGCCGUACAUCGAGCGAAAUUUCAGAGAUGGAGGCAUUCUACGGUACGUUCUGCACGGGGACUCGUGGCGUGUCUGGGUUCCUCACAGCUUGGGCAGAGCAAACUUGGAGUACCUGGACGCGCAGGUACAGUUUGCACCGAAGAAAAACGGACCGGUUGCAAAGCUGGCAAAUGGAGAAGAUGCGCCUAUCUUAUGUGCCAUAGAUUGAUAUAAGUACGCAUUUCUCAUUAGUGGUUGCUCAGGAUCAUAGGGCUCCUCGGUUCCACUUGUGAGUCCUGAAAUAGUUCAUACUUUGAUGAAGAUAGGGGCUCGAUAAGGAAGCCCAGUCUCUUUCUCGGCAAGUCUAGUUUCUGUAUACUUUGACUCUAACUCUGGUCGCCAGUGCAAGUAACUGCAGAAACGUCACUCGACGUUUGCUUCGCAAGACGUACAUGGCGGACGCAGCACGGCGGGAGCAGGUCGUGAAGGACCAGGAGAUGAAUAAAUUGAAGGCGCCAAGAUUUCCAUACGAUGUUGAUGCUGUUCCAAUGGAUUUCUUCUGGGGAGAGUAUCUACCUGCGCGUGCAGCUCAGGCGGGGAGUCGUUUAAGGCUAUUUGUGCUCGUCAUUAACUCUUACUCGAUCUCUAAAAGCAUCUCGUUAUUGGGUAAUUUUGUACUUGAUCUGCGGAGGGAGGCCACUAGGCUUCCAAUAAGACCUAGAGAUAAGCUAGCGAUAAAGUUUUAGGUAGAUCAGAAUUGGAUGAAUUCUUGCAAUAUUUUUUGUUUGACAUUUCAGCUUGCUAUAUUUGUUAUGGUAUGGCUGUAUCAUAGAAACAAUCUAACACUUGGCGUUCGCAAUUCGCGGCAGUUAACCAAGAUGCAGAGAAUGAAGAUCACUCGAGCAGAACGGUACGGAGAAAAAGUGCGCAAGCUAGUGCCAUGGGUUGUUGGAUUUCUGAGCUUUGUCGACACAUCGGAGCUCUUCAUCGAUACAGAAGAAAACCAGAUGUUCCUGGACAGCAUUGAGGCGGAGGAGGCUAUAGUAGAGAUGUGGGCUGCAAUGGAAGUAGAGACCUUUGAC
Messenger RNA from Amoebophrya sp. A25, 1224 nucleotides. The record is from the annotation of a GenBank genome assembly. NCBI's taxonomy places the organism in Eukaryota, Dinophyceae, Syndiniales, Amoebophryaceae.